AUGACUGUCACGCGGGUAGCGGAGUCCCGCACAGAAUUUAAAUUAAAAAGUCUACCUGAGGACGCUAUAUCCAGUGUGAAAUUCGCACCUAAAUCUAAUCAAUUCAUAUUAGUGUCUUCAUGGGAUUGUUCUGUGAGACUGUACGACGUGUCAGCUAAUAUCGAGAGACAUAAAUAUAAUCACGAACUCCCAGUUCUGGAUGUUUGCUUUAGAGAUGGAGUCCAUUCAUACAGCGGUGGUUUGGAUCAGACGCUCAAGAUGUACGACCUGAAUGCUGGUAGCGAGACGAUUCUCGGAGAUCACAAAGGCGCUAUAAGAUGCGUGGAGUUUGCCAGUGAAGUGAAUGCUGUGCUGACUGGGAGCUGGGAUGGUACCGUCAAGAUGUGGGACAGCAGAGUGCCAAACUGUGUGGGCACUUACAAUCAAGGGAAUGAAAGAGUUUACACAAUGAGUAUCGUCGGUGAGAAGUUUGUAGUGGGCACAUCGGGUCGCAAGAUCUUUGUUUGGGAUGUCCGUAACAUGGGACAUGUGAAUCAAAGACGGGAAUCAUCACUCAAGUACCAGACCCGAUGCAUCAGAGUGUUCCCCAACAAGCAGGGCUACGUGUUGAGUUCAAUAGAGGGUCGAGUGGCCGUUGAGUAUUUAGACAGCAACCCAGAGGUCCAGAAAAAGAAAUACGCCUUCAAAUGUCACAGAAUAAAGGAUGGUGGUUUAGAGAAGAUAUAUCCUGUGAAUGCUAUCAGCUUCCACUCUGUGUACAAUACUUUUGCUACGGGCGGCUCUGAUGGCUAUGUCAAUAUAUGGGAUGGAUUCAACAAGAAGAGACUGUGUCAGUUCCAUAGAUACAACACAGCCGUGUCAUCUCUGUCGUUCUCUCACGAUGGUUCAGCGCUGGCCAUAGCCUGUUCCCAGCUAGAUGAUUCAGACGAUACUCCCGAGGACGUGCUCUACAUACGUUACGUCACUGACCAGGAAACCAAACCCAAGUGA
Messenger RNA from Danaus chrysippus (African queen), 990 nucleotides. The record is from the annotation of a GenBank genome assembly. Lineage: Eukaryota; Metazoa; Arthropoda; Insecta; Lepidoptera; Nymphalidae.